This is a messenger RNA of Pezoporus occidentalis (night parrot), 3772 nucleotides long. RefSeq names its product collagen alpha-1(I) chain-like. Gene Ontology annotation, biological process: visual perception. NCBI's taxonomy places the organism in Eukaryota, Metazoa, Chordata, Aves, Psittaciformes, Psittacidae. Gene Ontology annotation, molecular function: heparin binding; hyaluronic acid binding. Bases 68 to 3772 code for a protein of 1234 amino acids. The transcript is spliced from 12 exons. The record is from RefSeq and is a predicted model, not a curated record.
AAGCACGGGGCUGGGCUGGGAGCUUGGUGCUCUCUUCCCCUUGGGUGCUGCCAGCUGGGCUCUCCCCAUGGCCUCUCCUGAGCUGAGCAGAGGGGUAGGACCCCCAGGCCCUACGGACACUGCUGCCCUGCAGCCACAACCCAUGCCCUGUGCUGAGAGGGAAGGGGCUGUGGAUGUGGCUCCUGCUGCCCAUGUGGCUGCUGCUGUGGGUGGGCUGCGGUGCAAAGCCUUCCUGGUGCUGGGCAUCUGCCUGUCUGCCACCGCCCUGCCCUAUGGCCUGGGGUCUCUGGCUGUCCUGCUGGGCCCCCUGGCACCAUCCCAUGCUUGGCCUGACUCACCAGGCUCCCAGAGAGAGACCAGUGGUGAUCUGAUGGCAACACACAGGGGCCUCCGUGAGGAGCCAGCGAUGCAGCAGCAUGGAAGGGUGCUGAUGGGUUCGGUGGGCACCCCAGGGGUCAAAGGAGAUGUGACCCAUGGGGUGGAUGCUGAGGGAUGGAGUGUGACCCAUGGGGUGGAUGCUGAGGGAUGGAGUGUGACCCAUGGGGCGGAUGCUGAGGGAUGGAGUGUGACCCAUGGGGUGGAUGCUGAGGGAUGGAGUGUGACCCAUGGGGUGGAUGCUGAAGGAUGGAGGCUGACCCAUGGGGCGGAUGCUGAGGGAUGGAGUGUGACCCAUGGGGCAGAUGCUGAGGGAUGGAGUGUGACCCAUGGGGUGGAUGCUGAAGGAUGGAGCCUGACCCAUGGGGCAGAUGCUGAGGGAUGGAGUGUGACCCAUGGGGUGGAUGCUGAAGGAUGGAGCCUGACCCAUGGGGCAGAUGCUGAGGGAUGGAGUGUGACCCAUGGGGUGGAUGCUGAAGGAUGGAGCCUGACCCAUGGUGUGAAUGCUGAGGGAUGGAGUGUGACCCAUGGGGUGGAUGCUGAGGAAUGGAGCCUGACCCAUGGUGUGGAUGCUGAGGGAUGGACCCAGGGGACACAGACUGCUCAGACCUCACUGCUGGGGCAUCCCGGACCCAGGGACCAGGAAGGGCUCAUGUUGGGCACAGCAGUGGCUGUGACACCAUCCCCUGCGCAGUGGCUUGGUACAGGGGUGCCUGAUACCUCUGCUCAGGUCCUCCAGCCCCUGGGUGAGCCCAGCCCUGGCUCCUGGCAUGGCCCAGCUUCAGGAAGUCCCCGUGGCCCAGAACCAGGCUCACACGAUGCAACGACCUCAGCCCGUGGUGUUGGGCAGGCUGCGGGCACAGCAGAGCCCUGGCACCCUGAGGGGAGCUCUGAGGACAGCACAGGGUCAGUGUGGAGCGUGACGGGAAUCCCCUCCCAGAGCCACAGCUUGAUGGAGGAGCGGACACCAGCCCUUGGGGCAUCCCCUGGCCCUUGGACCAUGCCCCACAGAGCUGAUCUGAGCCUGGCUGUGAGCUCUGAGCCUGCUGCUGCGGUCACAGCCAGCACCUCGCCUCCCUGGGCUCCCAGCGGCGCAACUGCAGCUCCUCAGCCUGCAGUCAGUGGAGCUUCCAUUGCCGGAGCCACAGCGAGGAGCUGCAACGGGCAGAAGGGAGAGGUGAGGCCAAGCCCUGAGCGUGGUGGGGGUGAGGACCACACGGCCGCUCCUCCCCUGCCCUGGCUGCCCUCAGCUCCGCCAGCAGCAGGGAUGUCCAUCUCCAGCACCGCUCAUCCCGGCACCGAGUGGGUCCCCUCUGCUGCGACGCCUGAGGUGCUCUGGGACACGCAGCCCGCUGGCACCUUCCUGCACGGAGAAGCUGCUCUGCCGGUGGAUGCCGUGGCCGGUGCUGCAGGAAAUGGGUCUGUGUUUCUGGGCACGGUCCUGGCUUCCUUCCCCAGUGCUGCGCCGGCUCAUGGGGCCACCCACCCACAAGUCCUGGCUCCUUCCCUUCCUACAGUGGAGCCCGUGGGACCUGCUGUCACCCUGGGGAAAGCGAGCAGCCCAUCUGCACCCCCUGCACAGCAGCCUAUGGCACCCACCAGAGCCCACCCCUCCCCAGCUUGGACCAGGGCUCCCGGUGCUGUGGGUCCCUCUGUGACUGGGGUGAGCGCAGCAGCAGCCUCUGAUGCCACCGCAGAGCCUGGAGUGACCGAAGCCUCCCACAAGGAUGGAGCUGCUGUGGUGACCCCCCCCUCCCCACGAGCUGCAGCAUCACCUGCCCAGGGGCCAUCUCUGUGUCCAGACCCCUUCCUCACAACAGCAUCUGCAGAUGGACCCUCUGCAGGGCAGCACCAUGAGGCCACUACGGGGGCUGCCCCAGCAGGACCUCCAGAGCCCCCCAGUGCCAGCCCAGGCUCCAAGCUGCCCACUCUGGAGCAUGGCUCUGGUGCUGCUCACCGUGCUGGCACCACGUUCCCAUCCCCAUCCUACCCGCUGGCUUCCACCAGAGCUGUGCAUGCAGUCAGCUCCCAGCCCGUGCCCUGUGAUGCUCAGCCCAUGUCCAGGCACUCUGUCACCUCCCAGCAACCCUCCGCAGCCACAGAGCAUCUCCCUGCAUAUGAGCCGAUGCCCACGGGCAAACCUGGCUCCCCGGCUCCAUCCCACCCCUCCGGGCUCCCCUCUUCUGCUCACGUUCUGCCCUUGCAGUUCCGGCUCUUGGGCAUCGCUUACACGGAGGCUCUGAGCAGCAGCGCUUCAGAGAGCUACAGGCGGCUGGAGGAGGAAGUGAUGCUGCUGCUGAACCAGACACUGUCCAUCUAUGAGACCUUCCUGCGGGCAAAAGUCCUAGAGUUCAUGAACGGCUCGGUGGUGGUGCGAGCGCAGGCUCUGUUCUGGGGGGAUGCUCCUGCUCCCACCAGCUCCCACCUCAUCCGCACCAUGGUCACGGAGGCGAGCAGAGGAAGGAGCUCCUUCAGCUGGCGGCUGGAGCCACGGUCUGUCCAGUCCGGUGGGUUCAGCCUGGAGAACCUGGCCCCGGAGAAGCUGUCCAUCUCCUUCACUGUCCUCCAGCCUGACAGGAGCAGGACAGACCCCCUGGCGGGGGUGAUCAGCAAGGUGACAGAGUCUCUUGGUGCCCUUCACCGUGUGAGGAACUUCACUAUCACCCAGCUCAGAACCCACAGUGGGGACCUGGAGCUCACUGGAGACGUUUACCUUGACACCAUCGCCCAUGUGGAUGUUCCGGAGGCUCUGCAAGCCCUGACGGCUCUGAAAGCCUGCUCUGUGGACCUGACCUCGCUCUUGCUGGAGGGAGCCAGGCUGCACCUCCAGCUGUACCCGCUCUCCCUCCUCGUCACCAACAGACGCUUCAGUGAGGACCUCCUGGAUCCACUCUCUGCAGAGCACCACGAGCUCAGCACGGGCAUUGGGGAUGCGGUGGCGCGAGCCCUGAGGGACCACAGGAGCUUCCUGCAAGCGCUGCUAAGAGAAUUCCUGCCUGGCUCCUUGAUCUGCCAUGGGGACUUGGUCUUCCUGCACCCAGCUCCAACCAGCCUGGAAGUGUUGGAGGCGCUUGUGCUCUCAGUUGGCUCAAACAAGGCUUUGGCUGGUUCAGACUUCCAGGUGGAUCCGUAUUCCCUUGCUGUGGGAGAGGACACCCUGGAGCCACCCCUGCCUGAGCCAGGCUUCCCGGAGUAUGGUGUGGCCAUCAUGGUGGUGUGUGGCCUCGUCAUCAUCACUGUUCCUGUCAUCUUGCUGCUGUGCUUGAGGACCAAGAGGCUGAGCUGGUGGCACGUGGAACCUCUCUCGGACAGAAGAGACCCUGAAGCAGGGAUCCAGACCCUGGAAAUGGAUAGCCGAGGCUUCUGGGCAUCCUCUGAGCAGGCAAGUGGCUUCUAG